GCAAUCGUGACCGACAAUACGGCAGCUAACAACGCGAUGGGGGAUGAACUGCAGCCCGAUUUCCUAAACGUCUUCUUCCGCGGAUAUUGUUGCCGGGGACUAUAUUUACUGGCAAAAGACAUGGUAGCACAGAUUCCGCGGCUUGACAAGCUUCAAUCUGAGUGCAAACGGCUCGUGGUCUUCAGCAAAACGAACUUCAAAGUGUGGUUUCGACCCCACCGGCAGAUGAGGCAAAAAGCUUGA
Messenger RNA from Phytophthora sojae, 243 nucleotides. RefSeq lists its product as hypothetical. The annotation marks the transcript as partial. The record is from RefSeq and is a predicted model, not a curated record. NCBI's taxonomy places the organism in Eukaryota, Oomycota, Peronosporomycetes, Peronosporales, Peronosporaceae. The transcript has a single exon.